AUGAGUUAUGGUUAUGGACAACAACAACAACAACAACCAAGAAAAUUACGAGAAAAAAUUUGGAAUUAUGAAGGUGAAUGGCAAAGAGAUAUAUGUGGUUGUUGUAAUGAUAUAGGUUCAUGUUGUUGUGCAUAUAUUUGCUGUCCAUGUUUUUGUUGUCGAGUAUUUAGUCGAGCUGGUGAAUGUAUGUGUACACCAUUUUUGUGUUGUUGGCCUGAUGCUUUAAUGUCACUUCGUAUGAAAAUUCGUACUGGAUUUCGACUACAAGGUUCUAUAUUUAAAGAUUGUUUGGCUGCUAUAUGCUGUCCAUGUUGUCUAUUACUUCAAAUCAAUAGUGAACUUGAAUAUCAAGGCUUAUAA
Molecule: messenger RNA, 360 nt
Organism: Rotaria sordida
Lineage: Eukaryota; Metazoa; Rotifera; Eurotatoria; Philodinida; Philodinidae
Source: the annotation of a GenBank genome assembly